AUGGUUCAACAUCGCUCUUUGGCAUCCUUAAUCAGAAUCUGUCUCCCAAGAAGUUUGAUGGAGAUCCAGGAACGGGCAUUUGAAGGGUGCGUCUCCCUAAAGACUGUGGAACUUGGGUUGAGCAAUGACGAAAAAGUUCAUUUCGAUAGCAGUAGUCUCAAAGUUAUUGGACGCGGUUCUUUCAUUGGAUGCAUCUCCUUGAUCAGUGUCGAGUUUCCAUCGAGCGUGCAAAAGAUUGAAGAACAAGCGUUCGAGUCUUGCACAUCCUUGCAAGAAGCAACACUGCCCAAAGCGUUGCUGCGGAUUGGCAGCCGAGCCUUUUUCAAGUGUAUCAAUCUGCGACUACUAGAACUAAACGAUGGACUCCGCUACAUCGGCAAAGGUGCCUUUUGUUCCUGUCGAGCCAUCGAAUGCGUCCGCCUUCCUCCGACCAUCAAGAAUAUCGACGAGUUUGCGUUUGGUGAUUGCAAGAAGCUGUUAUCAGUGGAGUUUCCAGAGACGGCCCAGUGCUGUUUGCUACGCAGUAAUGUUUUCGCCGGCUGUGAGAAGCUUUUGAACUGUUACUUGCCGUUGAAGCAGCCCCAGAGAAUAGCCUUUGCAGAGAAUGACCUCAUGUUCCGCUUUGGCGGUCCGGACUAUAAUAAUUUGCAACGGCGAUUCGACCAUCUUCCAAUUCAUAAGCUAUGUUACAUUCAGUGGACUCAUUCAACGCACAUUAUUCGGCAGCAACUGGAAGUUCUCAUGGAAGACAAUGAUGUUUAUGAAAGCGGCUACCGGGCCGACUGUUUCUUCUUGAACCCCUUUCACAUCUUGUCAUUGUCCCACAAGCUAAAUACAGAAAUCUUUCACUUUUUAUUCAAAAGGUAUCCAGGAGUAGAUCUGAACGAACAUAAUAUUCUUGGCAUGUCUCCAAUGGGUAUACUACUCGAACGAGUGCGAAUGGGAAGCUUGAACGUUGAGGCUCUUCAACUGAUUGUCGGAAUGGUUCUACAUGACCGCCUACACGCGUUGCGACCCGAUGAAGCUUGGGUGUCAGAAUUCCAGACUACAGUAAAGUCCAUUGGUGGCUGCGAUCCCAAGAAAGAUGUAAGCAGAUUACUUCAAAAGCUGGAAUUUCGUGAAAAUAAGGAAUCCUUGACGAUAUUGGAGCUUGCCAUGUGGAAAGCAAAGCUGAUAAAAGUGACUAAUACCAAUAGUCUAAAUAAAAAUACUGGCAACAACAAGCGCAAACGGAAAUUUUGCGACGCCUUUCCAGACGACGCAGAGCACUGCGCUGUUCGCUCCUCCUGUCGGAGUCAGUCCGGCUCGGAGUUUGUGGUUCCACUCGUCUUGGGUUAUCUGAGAAAGCCGAUGGAAGAUUCCGAAAGGGGCAUCGUUGGCAAUCAUCAAUAA
Messenger RNA from Cylindrotheca closterium, 1392 nucleotides. NCBI's taxonomy places the organism in Eukaryota, Bacillariophyta, Bacillariophyceae, Bacillariales, Bacillariaceae. The record is from the annotation of a GenBank genome assembly.